Messenger RNA from Symbiodinium pilosum, 2373 nucleotides. Lineage: Eukaryota; Dinophyceae; Suessiales; Symbiodiniaceae. The record is from the annotation of a GenBank genome assembly.
AUGGCGGAGCUCGCGGCCUUGGCCAUGGCUCUGACCCAGCAGCAGAGGGACACUGCCCAAGAGAGCUGGGAGCCCAGGCUUUUUGAGUUUUGGGUCGCAUGUGUGGGACUCAUUGAGCUGAUGAAGCGGACGCUGCAGUCUGUGAUUGUCAUAGGCCUGGCACAAGUGAGCGAAGCCCUGCGCAAUGAGCUGCUGCCGCUCAAGGACAACCAGGCUCAGGUCACCGGAGCUUUGGACGCUAAGGUCUCCGAGAUCCAGAACACCAUGUCGGACAACAUGAUCCGCUUCGAGAUGGGCCCAGUGGUGCAGAGAAGAGGGGAUCGCGUGCGGCGGAUCGUGGUUAGAGGUCUGGGAACGCUUGUGGGAGUCCAGAUGCAAGAGGGGCCUAUUGCGCGGGUGACGCUUUUCUCGAUGAACGUGUCCAAAGGGGUCGUCGCUCCGGCCGUGUGGCCUGCAGAGGAGGCCGAGUGCCGGACGCCGGCGUCCGGAAAGAGGAUGCUCUGCCAGCUGUCCCUUCUCCGAGAGCCACCGCAAGGGCACUGUGACAUUGUAAUCGCGCUCCACGGUCUAGGACAGGCGGGUGGCACAGACCUGUCUUUGGGGACUUGCUCUGAGAUUGGCCCCAAGCCAGAGGACGGUUACAAGGCCAACUCUGUUGUGCCAUGUGGGCCCACUGCUAUGACGCGAUGGUUCAUUGCAAAGCUAUGCACCAAAGCCAAUGCUUGCCUCGUUUGGACUUUGAGAUGUCGGGCAGCGCGGCAGAUGCUUGUGGUCUUGGGCUGUGGCUACUUUGGGAAGGAGAGCGAACAGAAGCUGCUAAGGUUUCGGAAGAAGCGAGAAAUGCACAAUGCAUUCCCAACAUUACUUCUUUUCCUUCAGGACGGCAUCAGUGUUUUGAGCCUUGGCAUGAGGGGCACGGCUGAAGACGGUUUGGUGGAUGAGGCGAUGCUCGCCGAACUGCUGGCAAAGUAUGAGGAUGCCGGUUUUCAGGGCGCCUUGAAGCAGGCUUACGUCGAGUGCGCGCGCAAGCGUUUGGGAUUGCAGGCAGCCUUAGGACCCCUGGUCCUGGAGGUGCAGAAGCCUGUCCUUGAAAAGUAUGGUUUGCCUCCAGACCCACAUGGCGUGGACCUGAUGAAGCAUGCGGUUCAGCGACGCAUCUGCGAGGGCUCCGACAAGCUUGAGGAUUUGGCAAAUGCAGCGCGCAAGGCGCUGGGAAUUGAGCCAUUGCCGGAGCGCCACCGUACUGCCGAAGCGCAGCUGGCAAAAGGCGCCGACGAGACGGCUGCCAAGUUCUCUGGCGACGCUGCCUUGCAGGAGCAGCUCCGGGAGCAGUGCCUCAAGAUGGUUGAAUCGGCAACAGCGAAAGGCACUUUGCCUCCAGCCGCAGCGGGCUUCCUGCAAGAGCUGCUGAUGGAUGACGUCAAAAGCGCUCCCAUUCCCGCGGCCCUUUGCAUGUUCAGGAUGGCCCAGCUUGGGGUCCACGUGGACUUGCUGCGUUGCCGACAGCUUCCCAGCAAUGUGCCAGUGCUGGAGCAGGCGCCAUCAGCGGAUGAGUUCUUCCGCCAAUAUGUGAUGAAAGCUGCGCCUGUCGUGCUCCGCGGCGCCUUUGGGGCUGAGAGCUUCGCCCCGGCCUCGUCGCUAGCAGACCUGGCAGCACUGCGCGCAAAGUGCGGGCAUCGGAGAGUGCUGGUGAAGAGCCUCGGCUUCUUGGAUGGAGCUGGACGUGCCCAGUUCAUGACCGACCCUGAGCUAAAGCUGCCUUUUGCUGCCUACCUGGAUGCUGUUGAGGCCUGCGAGAAGGAUGGGACGGCAAUGCCCUUCUACCUUGGGAAGGUGCCUUUGCGCGCAGAGCUGCCAGAGCUGGCAAAGGAGAUUGAAUCAGCUGCGCGCACGCCCUUGACCGACUACGGAGGAUGCUUCGGUGAUCUUCUUCCAGAAGGCGUCUUCACAUACUUCGGUUGUGGCCGCAACUCGACGUCGGUCCACUACGACUGCCAUGAGAAUCUUAUGGUCUGCAUCUGUGGCACCAAGCGGCUGUGGCUGUAUCCCCCUGGUGAUGCAAGGUACGUCUACCCUAUCUCCAAAGACAGGGGUGCGAGCACUGACUUCUCGAGAUCCUCCAUCUUGCCAUUCCGCACCUACGAGGAGCUGGGCCCUGAGGAUAAACUGCGAUACCCGCUGCUGCGGCACGCCACUGUGCUCGAGGUGACGGUGCGGGCGGGAGACAUGCUCUAUUUGCCUGCCUGCUGGUGGCACUGCGUGGAAGGCUCAGAUGAUCGCAACAUCAUCCUGAACUGGUGGUUUGGGCAACACGUGGAGAAGAAGCAGGCAUCCUUCAAUGCUGCCGCCAAAGUGAGCGAUGGCUAUGCGUAG